Molecule: messenger RNA, 1099 nt
Organism: Pseudo-nitzschia multistriata
Lineage: Eukaryota; Bacillariophyta; Bacillariophyceae; Bacillariales; Bacillariaceae
Source: the annotation of a GenBank genome assembly
CAUCCUUGAGAAAAGUGGCAUAUCACUGAUCGACUGUUCAUGGGCUCGUCUACAAGAGAUACCGUUUCGUCAGCUAGCAUCCGGACAUCAACGACUCCUUCCUUUUAUGGUAGCAGCCAAUAGCGUCAAUUAUGGUAGGGCAUUUAAGCUGACCUGCGCCGAGGCCUGUGCCGCCACUCUUUAUAUUUGCGGAAAGCAAGAUGCCGCAAGGAAGGUUAUGGAAGAAUUUUCGUAUGGUCCAGAAUUCUUCAAGAUCAAUCGUGAAGUACUCGAUUUAUACGCUUCUUGUCAGGACGCAGAAGAAGUUGUAGCGAAACAGAACGAAUGGUUAGAAUUGGCUCAAAAUAGAUCCUCUGCUCUUGGGGAAAGCCAAAGUCGAAAACAUAGUCGUCAGAGUGACUACGAAGAUGAAGAUGGCAAUCAAGCAGCUUGGGUCAGAGAGCAUGGACUACCUGGCGAACUUCCACCAAGCGAUGAUGAGGAUGACUAUUAUGGUUACGGUACAGAAGAAGAAGCAGAAUUACUGGUAGACAAAUUUGGAAAUUUCAUAUCUGAUCCCGCACCUGAACCCGAUUAUGACGAUUAUGGUGAUUACGAUUCAGAAGAACAAGAGGCACCGAAACUCGACAAAUUUGGAAAUUUCGUUGUCGACGAUGAGAGAAUGACGACAGAAGAUCCAAAGUUUUAACAUCGCACAAAAAAAGGGGGUUGAUUUGCUGUUCAUUGGAAAUGUUUACUUGGAAUGAACGUACUUUUACUUCGUGCAAAUAAAGACAAUGCGUCGCCUAAAUAAUAUGCCAAMAGGGCUGUUGGUGGUCGAUGACAACUCUAUUCGUGACGGAGUCAAAUUUCAUCUUUUGAGAGUAGACCACGGAUUGGAAAGAUGAAAUAAGAAUCUUUAAACCGCUUGAAAGAGCACAUUCUAAUUUUGAAUAGAUCGAAUGAGAGCAAUUUUUAUUUCCUUUAGAGGUCCGUACAACUCUUGCCGUAAACCCUAGCAAUACUUGUGACCUCGAACUGCUUUGAAAAGAGGAACUAGUUACACAUCAUAUUCAAGAUUCAGUACUGAUGCUGUAAUGACUAAAAACAUUAUUAAUUU